Hyaena hyaena (striped hyena) is the source of this 6726-nucleotide messenger RNA. RefSeq names its product zinc finger protein 862 (gene ZNF862). The record is from RefSeq and is a predicted model, not a curated record. Lineage: Eukaryota; Metazoa; Chordata; Mammalia; Carnivora; Hyaenidae. Bases 1 to 3747 code for a protein of 1248 amino acids. The transcript is spliced from 9 exons. Gene Ontology annotation, molecular function: protein dimerization activity. Gene Ontology annotation, biological process: regulation of DNA-templated transcription.
AUGCAGGUGGGCAGCAAAGUCCCCGCCGCUCGCCUCUCCCGGCACUGGGAGCGCUACCGCCCUCCCGACGUGGGAGAGCCGGUUCCUGGCCGCGCGCCCUCCCCGCCGGGGCGUCCUGCCCUUCGAGGGGCCCCGGUCCCCAAGGUGGUCGCGGCGGCGGCAUCCUCAGGCCAGGCCGCGGGGGGAGGGGGCGGCCUGGAGGCAGUGACGGGGUCAGCACGGGCCACCGCAAGCAGGGUCAUGGAGCCCAGGGAGUCGGGGAAGGCUCCUGUGACUUUUGACGACAUCACGGUAUACUUGCUUCAGGAGGAAUGGAUGCUGCUGAGUCAGCAACAGAAGGACAUCUGUGGUUCUAACAAGCUGGUGGCACCAGUAGGACCAACUAUUGCCAACCCAGAGCUGUUCUGUAAGUUUGAGCGAGGGCCAGAGCCAUGGCUAGGCAGUGCCCAGGGCCAGAGGAAUGUCCUGAGCCACCACCCAGGGAAAAGCCAGAUGGGCUGCAUGGAAGAAGCAGGCGGGCAGAGUCCGGCCAUAGAAGCUGGACCAUACCUGCCACCUCAGAAGAAAGCCUGUCUUUCCCACUUCAGCACGGAGCGUGGCAACACCGAGGGAGACUGUGCAGGAAAAAGCAAAAAACCCUUGAAACCCCGGUCGAUCCAGAAGUCUUGGUUUGCGCAGUUCCCGUGGUUAGUCAUGAACGAGGAACAGACGGCUCUCUUUUGCUCUGCUUGCCGAGAGUACCCGUCUGUCAGAGACAAACGGUCAAGGUUAAUAGAAGGCUAUACGGGACCUUUCAAGGUGGAGACGCUCAAAUACCACGCCAAGAGCAAAGCUCACCGGUUCUGCGUCAGUGCCUUGGCAGCCCGGGACCCCAUCUGGGCAGCCCGUUUCCAGAGCAUCCGAGAAGAAUCCGGAGAUGUUCUGGCCAACCCGGAGCACCUCUUCGCGGCCGAUUAUCCCAUGUUGUACCCCCCCGGGCCUCUGGGAGCCUAUGAGAACAUGGCCCAGCUCCUGCCCAGCUCCAGGGCUGAACUGGGGGACCCCGGAGGGGAUGAGACCAUUCCUGCAUUAUAUCUAGACUGCAUUUCUGAAUUGAGGCAAAAAGAAAUUGCUGAUGGUGUGUACGGCGCCUCAAGUGUUAACAUUGUGUGUAAUGGCGCUGCCGAACCCCGCGGCCAGGAUCCUUCUGAAGAAGGGCUGUUUGAGGAGGUUCCCGUGGUGUUUGAGGAGCCCCCGGUGGUGUUUGAGGAUGUGGCGGUGUAUUUCACCCGGGAGGAGUGGGGCAUGCUAGUCAAGCGGCAGAAGGAGCUGUACAGAGACGUGAUGCGGCUGAAUUAUGAGCUGUUGGCUUCCCUGGGGCCUGCUGCUGCCAAACCAGACUUGAUCUCGAAGCUGGAACGUCGGGCUGCGCCCUGGAUCAAGGACCCAAAUGGGCCCAAGUGGGGGAAAGGUCGUCCUCCAGGGAAGAAGAAGAUGGUGGCCGGAAGAGAGGCAGAAACACAAGCCUUGGCUGUAGAAUCCACACUGCUUCCGGCCCCUUCAAUGGAGACCUGUGAUUCCUACUGUAAUUCCAGCCUUUGUGAAGUCGAAGCAGAUGGACCCAGGAAAAUCAAGAGGACUUACAGACCCCGUUCAAUACAGAGGUCGUGGUUUGGGCAGUUCCCGUGGUUAGUAAUCGACCCCAAAGAGACCAAGCUCUUCUGUUCCGCUUGCAAAGAAAGACCCGGUCUCCACGACAAAUCGUCCCGGUUAGUCCGCGGUUACACGGGGCCUUUUAAAGUGGAGACUCUGAAAUACCACGAAGUCAGCAAAGCACACAAGCUCUGUGUCAACACUGUGGAAAUCAAGGAAGACACCCCUCAGGCUGCCCUAGUCCCUGAGAUCUCCAGUGACCUGAUGGCGAACAUGGAGCACUUUUUCAAUGCCGCCUACUCCAUCGCGUACCACUCGAGGCCGCUGAAUGACUUCGAGAAGAUCCUGCAACUCCUCCAAAGCACCGGGGCCAUGAUCUUGGGCAAGUACCGCAACCGCACCGCGUGCACGCAGUUCAUCAAAUACAUCUCCGAGACGCUCAAGAAGGAGAUCCUGGAAGAUGUCCGCAGCUCCCCUUGCGUGAGUGUGUUGUUGGACAGCUCCACAGACGCCGCCGACCAGUCCUGCGUGGGGAUUUAUAUCCGCUACUUUAAGGGGAUGGAGGUGAAAGAAUCGUACAUCACUCUGGCCCCUCUCUACAGUGAGACAGUGGACGGAUACUUUGAGACCAUCAUCUCUGCUCUGGACGAACUGGACAUCCCCUUCCGGAAGCCCGGUUGGGUGGUGGGCCUGGGAACCGAUGGCUCGACCAUGCUGAGCUGCAGAGGGGGCCUCGUGGAAAAGUUCCAGGAGGUCAUCCCCCAGCUGCUGCCCGUCCACUGCGUCGCCCACCGGCUGCACCUGGCCGUGGUCGACGCUUGUGGGGGCAUCGAUCUGGUGAAGAAGUGUGACCGGCACAUCCGGACCGUCUUCAAGUUUUAUCAGUCCUCCAAUAAGAGGCUGAAUGAGCUGCAGGAAGGCGCGGCUCCCCUAGAGCAGGAAAUCAUCCGCCUGAAGGACCUGAAUGCCGUCAGGUGGGUGGCCAGCAAGAGGCGCACGUUGAACGCGCUCAUCGUGAGCUGGCCGGCGCUGGCGAGGCACCUCCAGGGCGUGGCGGAGGCCGGGGGCCAGGUCGGGCACAGGGCCAAAGGCAUGCUGAAGCUGAUGAAGAGCUUCCAUUUCGUCAAGUUCUGCCACUUCCUUUUGGACUUCCUGAGCAUCUACCGGCCUCUGUCCGAGGUGUGCCAGAAGGAGAUCGUGCUGAUUACGGAGGUGAACUCCACACUGGGACGGGCCUAUGUAGCCCUGGAGACCCUCCGUCACCAGGCAGGGCCCAAAGAGGGAGAGUUCAACGCUGGCUUCCAGGACGGGCGGCUCCAUGGCGUCUCCCUGGACAGAGCAGAGAUGGCAGAGCAGCGCUUCCAGGCGGACAGGGAGAGAAUGAUCCUGACCGGGAUCGAGUACCUCCAGCAAAGGUUUGACACAGACCGGCCCCCGCAGCUCAAGAACAUGGAGGUAUUUGACACCAUGGCCUGGCCAAGUGGGAUUGAACUUGCCACUUUUGGGAAUGAUGAUAUCCUUGCCCUUGCCAGAUACUUUGAGCUCUCGCUCCCCGCAGGGUUCAGCGAGGAAGCACUCCUGGAGGAGUGGCUGGGCCUGAAAGCCAUCGCCAAGAACCUCCCGUUCUCCAUGCUGUGUAAGAACGCCCUGGCCCAGCACUUCCAGUUCCCCUUGCUGAGUAGGCUCCUGGCGGUGGUGGCCUGCGUGCCCGUCUCCACCUCCUGCUGUGAGCGGGGAUUCAGCGCCAUGAAUCGGAUCAGGACCGACGAGAGGACCAAGCUCUCCAAUGAGGUGAUCAACAUGCUCAUGAUGACGGCAGUGAACGGUGUGGCAGUCACAGAGUAUGACCCCCAGCCCGCCAUCCAGCACUGGUACCUGACCUCCUCGGGCCGGCGUUUCAGCCACGUCUACACUUGUGCCCAAGCGCCGCCCCGCUCCCAUGCGGGGCUCAGGAAGGAGAAGAUGGGGGCACUCUAUGCGGAGGAGGCCGUGACCCAGAAGCUGCCCCUUCAACCCUACGAGGAGCCCACCGAGAUCCUGAAGGACGGCAUCGUGGACCCUCCCGGCAGACUCCCGUACCUGCAUAGCAGCCAGGGGGCCCCUGAGCUGUCCUGACAGAGAGCUCAUGUAGGACCAGGAAUCCGGGGGAUUGCCCCUUGGGAUCAUGGUGACAGGCUCAGUCUAUGCUGCCCUAGAGCCUUCAAGGGGGGGUGGCGGUGGUGCUCUCCAGGCACCAGGAAGUGGGCAGGGACAAGGGAGUUAAGCCCCCCUCCCGGAGAGGCAGGGUGAUCAGGAGCACAGACCUGCUUCCCAAGGCCCCUCUCUGAGCAGCGGUGACCUCCCAGCACUUAAAUAUGCAGAAAGGCUCCUGGCUCAGAUUCAUUUUUAAGGUGCUUGAGGAAAUAAUCCCAUCAUGAAAAUGCCACCGCGUGAUCUGGUAGCAAGAGGACCUCUCUGAAGCGGGAGAGAGACUGUUGGGGGCGGGGGUUUCCAGAAGCACCCCACCCCCACCGGCCCCCUGGAUGGUCGGGGAGCCUUCCGGAGAGGCUGCCCACAGCCUCGGUGGCCUGGAGGAGGCACUGUGAGGGCAGAGGAUGACCAGGCUCUCAGGACCACUGCCCCAGCCCUGGGGUCUGUCACCCUCGCUCCAUGGCAGAAGCAGGGAAGCUUCAAGUACAGACGGGAGACUCGCAGCAGAGAAUUUCUCUACCUCCUCCAGGGCCUCCCUUAGGAGAGGCAAGCGAAACCGUCUCCACGGAGCACUCCAGAGAGGUCUGCGUCUCCUAGCCCUGGGACAAUGGAAGCAAGUCUUUCCCGGCACAGCCUGCUGCUUCCCGGUGGUGGCCGCACUUAAGUCUGACCCGAGCCCGGUGUCCUGAGGAGCAGACACGUCCACGCUUUCACCUGGGAGGCUUGGGCUCCAGCCCCAGCUCUGCUGCAGGCAGACGUUCAACCAUAAUGAAUCCCUUCCUCUUUCCUGUGCCUCAGUUUCCCUCUCCCUGAUGUGGCAGCAGAGAAUUCAAGUGCCUGCCGGCUCCUGGUCUGCCACUGGGCUGAUGCGUGGCGGCGCCUCCAGCUCCCUGAAAGUCAGACCUCAGGCUGCACCGAGCGGACGGAGCUGCCUUCAGCCCUCGUCUUCAUCCCUUGCUACCGAUGUUCUCGUGGCGGGAACAGAGCUCCCUAAAUGCGCCAUCAGCACCGUGGCCUAGUCCGCUCUGCCUGGGACCUCGCCUGGGGGUCAUUACGCUCCACUCCUUACCUGCUUGAGCCGACCCCGGGGCGGGGGCUCAGUGACCGGCAGUUUGGAGCAAGGCCCUCCAGGAAGUCACUCAAGCUUGAGGACACGUUCCUGGAGGCUCAGAAGGGUAUCUUGCCCAACUAGGUCCCCACUCCCCCUCACCCCUCUCCCCUCACUCCCUGAAGCAAAGCACUCCCCCCCCCUCCCCCCCGCCCCGGGCACUUUGUUUUGGCAGGUUCCUAGGCUGCUUAUCUGGUGGGGAUGAUGUGGGGCCUGGGUCCCGCCUUCCUAACCACGGGUAGGAAACCAGGGGAGGUUUGAGGGUAGGGCUCCUUUCACCCCUGCCUUUUGCUUGUUUAAGACAGGCAGGAAGUGUGCUGCAUCUUGGCCUUGCGCCCCCCCCCCCCGCCCCCGCCCUGUGCUGCAUGCUAAGUCACCUGGCCCUCAGCCAGCACUCUGUCCUCUGGCCCGUGCUGAGAGGUGCCGCUAUCGACUGUCGCCCUCUAAGACAGACCCCCCCCCAACAGUUCCCAGUGUUUCUGACUCUCCCUUCCCAUCACCCACCUUUAGCACUUAGCCUAAGUGCCAUCGCCUUCCUGUUUUCUUCAGCUACGAGCCAGGAAUUCGUUCCCACUUUCUGCCUCCUACUAGUCUGUGGAGAUGCCCCUCUUCCAGCCCCGUGGUCAGGGGUCUGAGGUAUACCACCGGCCUUCGGAGCUCCAGCUGUAUCAGGGUUAGUGUCCACACCGCCGAGAGGGAGCCCAGGCCUCCCUCCCCUGUUCACACAAGGCUCUGUGGGGAGUUCAGGGCUCUGCCCUAUGGGUGCUGUGGCUAUAAAUUGGUGGGAUGGAAGAGAGAAAGACCCUAUAAAAUAGGGCUCGUUUGCCCCCGCCCCCCAAUCCAUAGUUUCCAAAUCAAGGUAACUUUCUGGCAAGCAUCCUCCCUGUGGGUCUUCCAUCCUGUGAGAAUCCUCAGAGCACGAGGCUAGUCCUGCGAGCAAUGGACUCACACACACUAGGUGCCGAGGUGGAGGCCAGGUAGGGAAGCAUCCAGCCUCCACAUCCAUGUGCUGAGGAAGCCUCCAAUACCAGCUGGUGAGAAAGUCGGGUCCCUUGGAGGGGGCGAUUGAAAAUGCUUUUUGUUUUUUUUGGCAGAGAUAUGCACUGCCCACAUUUCUCGAGGGGCACAGGCAUGCUAGCUAAUGGCACAGAGGCCUACGGUGCUUUGGUGCAGGGCCCCAGGGCUGACACGCGUGAACACCUUGACCGGAGACGAUCACCCAGCCUGAAUUCUUGGUUUUGUUUCAAGACACUGGCCGUGUUUCAAAUCCAGGGCCUGGAGAUACCCUUGUUGGAGAGGCUUCCUAUUUUUGCCUCACAAGAAAACAAGCUGAAGAGGAGGAAGCCUUUGGCCAGAGCCCUAGCCAUGCCUCCACCCUCCUGUGCCAACAUGUGCCCAUCCGGGCAUCCUCCCACUCCGUAACUGAUGCCCAUGGGGUCUGGCGUCCUGAGUAACCCGCAUUAUAGCUGAUGGUUUGAUUCCAGUUGCCAUGGAGACCACGUGGGAGGGAAUUCAGCCCCCUGUCCUCGCCGGACACCUUAGACAGUGUAACCUCCAGACCUUUCGGUUCUUCCUCAAGCCUAUGCUGAGUUCCUAGGGUGCUAAGUGUUUGGCAAGGCAGUGUGAGGAUUGGCCAAUUCCCGCAAGCAGGUGUCUGGCAACCAAGGAUACUCAGGGUGAUUGGCAAGGGGGUGUCCUCCCCUCUUCGGGCUUCAAAGAUGUGCACGUGAGGUUUUAAAAAACCACGUCGGCUUCUCAACUUUUUGCUACCUGAAUAAAGCAGUUUAUAUCGACAA